Messenger RNA from Paraglomus brasilianum, 1398 nucleotides. Lineage: Eukaryota; Fungi; Glomeromycota; Glomeromycetes; Paraglomerales; Paraglomeraceae. The record is from the annotation of a GenBank genome assembly.
AUGUCAACCGAUUUUCAUGCGCAGUUUUUUGCCGAUUUUUCCAAACUUUUGGAAAGCAGCAAAGACUACGAUCUUGUUCUCUAUGCCGGAGAGGGACCGGCUCGAAAACAAUUUAAUGUACAUAAAUUGAUACUAUCUAUUCGGUCGGAUUAUUUUCAAGCAGCGUUAUCUAGUAAUUGGUUAAAAAAACAAGGAGACUACUAUGUUUUCGAAAAAGCAAACAUUGAAGGCGACGUGUUUGAGAUUCUUUUGAGGUAUUUUUACACUGGAAAAGUUAAUGUGAAUGCUGUUCGUGAAGAAAAGCUUCUCGAGUUGCUAUAUGCAUGUGAUGAAUUAGGACUCACUGAAUUGCUUCCGUUUAUACAAGACCACUUUAUUACAAAAAAGUCAAAAUAUAUAUGCGACAACGCUGGCUAUGUUUAUAAAUCGAUAUUUAGAUUUACUUCCUGCGAACAACUCAAAGAUGUUUGUCUUAGAGCAAUAAUUCUCGAUCCAACCAAACUGUUUUUCUCCAGCGCUUACCUGGAACUCGAUGUCGCUACAAUAGUUCCGAUUUUAAAGAAAAAAUUAUCGAUCAAGGAAGUAGAGUUAUGGAAACAUAUUAUUUGCUGGGGGCGUGCCCAACAUCGAAAUCUGAAUAGAGACCAUUCCAAAUGGUCUGAAGAAGAUAUUAAAUUAAUGGCAGAAAGUGUGAAACCGUUGAUUGAACAUGUCAACUUUCUUUCAAUGACAUCGAAAGAAUAUUAUGAUGAGGUCAGACCAUACCGGAAAAUAUUACCCAAAGAGCUGAGAGAUCAAAUUAAAAAGUGCAUUAUGGUACCAGCACGGCUUGAAAAAUCCCUAUUGACACAAAAGAGAACUAAAAUAUUCGAGUCACAACUAAUUGAUUUAUCAGUUGUUCCAGCCAUAGCUUCGUGGAUUGAUGAUCGAGAUGAACACUACACAUUGGUGAAUCUUCCCUAUGCUUUCAAACUCAUUUACAGAGGAAAAAAAGCUGGAUUCAAAGAUUACAAAUUUUUUUCAGCUUGUAGUGAAAAAUCUUCAACAGUUAUUAUAGGGAAAGUUAAGGGUUUCCCAUGCGUCUUUGGUGCUUACAAUUUUUAUAGUUGGAAGACUAGUCCACCCAAAGUAUCAGCAAAGAGCUUUAUCUUUGAAUUGCCCAAUGGAAACUCAGCCAGAGGAGCGUCUGUGGGGAGACGCAAAAGUCAUAGGAACAUGUACUAUUAUAGGUCACCAGCUGGCAUAAGUUUAUGUCCAGCCUUUACCAUCAAUGGCCAGAUGUGGAAUUCGACGUAUGAAAAUUGCCAAUAUGAUUUGAGGUUUCGUGUCAAGUCUGGACUUAUCGAAGAUUUUGAAGUGUUUGAAGUGAUAAAAUUAGAUCCAUCAAUUUUUCGGUAG